Camponotus floridanus (Florida carpenter ant) is the source of this 659-nucleotide messenger RNA. RefSeq names its product ragulator complex protein LAMTOR2 (gene Lamtor2). Lineage: Eukaryota; Metazoa; Arthropoda; Insecta; Hymenoptera; Formicidae. The transcript is spliced from 3 exons. Gene Ontology annotation, biological process: positive regulation of TOR signaling; cellular response to amino acid stimulus. Gene Ontology annotation, molecular function: molecular adaptor activity; guanyl-nucleotide exchange factor activity. Bases 170 to 550 code for a protein of 126 amino acids. Gene Ontology annotation, cellular component: Ragulator complex. The record is from RefSeq and is a predicted model, not a curated record.
AAUUCGCAUAAUGAUAACAGCUGAUUUAGAACCUUAAAUAAAUUAAAAUAAAUUUUGUACAUGCAUUGCAGUGUAUAAUAAUAAAUACUUUCAUAUUUGUUAUAUAUGUCUAUAUAUGCACAUAUAUAUGUAAUAAAUAAAUAGAAUUUAAUAACAAAAUAAUAGAAAUAUGUUGAAGCCGAAAGCUCUUACGCAGGUUUUAAGUCAAGCUAAUACUGGGGGCGUGGAAAAUACUUUAUUACUUAACAGAGAUGGAGGAUUACUAGCAUACAGUGGUUAUGGAGAUAAAGAUGCUAGAGUUACAGCUGCUAUUACAAGUAAUAUUUGGACAGCUUAUGAAAAGAAUGGGAGAAACGCCUUUAAGGAAGAUGAAUUGCAUUAUGUUUUAAUGGAUUGCAUGGAAGGAAAAGUUGUUAUCACAGAAGUAGCUAACUUGCUCUUAUGUUUGUAUGCAAAGGAAAAUGUAGGAUUUGGAUUGUUACGUGAAAAAGCACAAGCAUUGGCUAGAUAUCUUGAUCAGCCCUUAAAAACAAUAGCAAACAUGCCUUAAGAGAUUAUUUGUUUUUUAGAAAUCUGGAAACAUUAUGCUCAAACUUAUCUUUCUAUACUUUUUAUUUAUUGUUUGAGAAUCUAUAAUUGUAUCGUUACACACAGUGUGU